AUUAUGGAUAAGAUGAACAUUAUUUUUUAAAGUAAAAAUUUAAAUAAAAAAAAAUGUGGUCCUUUUUCUCUUCUCCCAUUUUCAUACUUCCCCUUAUAUAUUCACCGCUUCUUUUUCCCAACCCAUUUUUCACUCACUCUCUGUCUCUGCUUCUCUUCUCUAAUUAUCUUCAUGUUCUUGACGGAUGAAAAAAAUCGUUCAAUUGAAAUAGUCGAAGAAAAAAUUACAGCUGAAUUAAAGAGAUGAGCUGCAACGGGUGCCGUGUUCUCCGCAAGGGCUGCAGCGAGACCUGUAUUCUCAGGCCAUGUCUGCAGUGGAUCGAGAGCACCCAGGCCCAAGGCCACGCCACCGUCUUCGUCGCCAAGUUCUUCGGCCGCGCCGGCCUCAUGUCCUUCAUCUCCGCCGUGCCGGAAAACCAACGGCCCGCUCUCUUCCAAUCGCUGCUGUUCGAGGCCGCCGGGAGAACCGUGAACCCCGUGAGCGGCGCCGUGGGGCUCCUCUGGGCCGGAAACUGGCGCAUCUGCCAAGCGGCGGUGGAGACCGUCCUCCGGGGCGGCAAGCUGAGGCCGAUCCCGGAUCUGGUCGGCGGCCCGUCGCCGGAAAUGGACGACGCCUCCGACUGCACCGGGGCUUUCCGGCCUCGAGAUUCUGCCUUGCCGCGCCAUAAGCGACGCCGGGAAGCUGACCAGCCGGCCGGCGGUACCUAUCUAGAUCUCAGUCUGACACCUGGAUUUACAAGGAAGAAGAACAGGGGCACUGUUUCGGACUAUGCAGGGCAGCUCGGGAGCCCCUCGAUGAAUUCCGAGGAGUCUCUAACGACGACGUGCGGUGAUCUGCCAGCUGGGGAGAUAAGGCUGUUGAACCUGUUUGGUUGAAUUUAUUUAUGGUCUCGGGCUUGAAUGAGAGUUUUCAGCUAUUUAUUUUGCUUCACUUUUUCUUCUUUUUUUCUUUUUUUUUUAACGAUUUAAAGUCCGGCGAGGUUAUUUUGUCAAUCACUGGCAACAAGAUCCUCCUCUAUUCUUCUUUUUUCAUUAUUGCGUGUAGAAAGAAAGUGGACUGGAGGGGGAAAUGAAAGUUUUGCU
Molecule: messenger RNA, 1082 nt
Organism: Striga asiatica
Lineage: Eukaryota; Viridiplantae; Streptophyta; Magnoliopsida; Lamiales; Orobanchaceae
Source: the annotation of a GenBank genome assembly